AUGGGUUCCUCUGCUUCAAAAGGCGCCAGUGCCGCCGGCGCUGCUGCACGCAAGUAUCCGACUCGCGCACCGCCCAGCAAUGUCACAGCGCGCGCUCCCGCGCCGUCCGCACCACGGCAGGCAACCUCUGCCCGGGGCCGCACGGUGGAGGCGGGAGCGCAGUUCAGCGAGAGCAAGCCAGCGGGCGGAGUCAUGGACACGGACGCGCGCGAUGCUGCGUUCGCAGAGCGCCUCGCCAGCCUCGGUGCUGUCCAGCCUAAUCCCCACUACUCGCCUACGUCACGCUCCCAGUUCGACCCCCGGCCGCAGUCGCAGCGACCCGCGCACGAGCUGCUCGGCGAUAUGAUGCAGGCGCCGCCGCAAUCAGCAUUCCCGGACGCGCGCAACAACCCGGUCCUCCGAGUGCUGGAGGCGCGGCAGCGCAUCGCAGACGAGGCCGAGCAAGAGCUGAGCCGGGUGGGAAGGAGGGGGUUCGAGGGGAGGAAGUAUGUGGAUGCGGGCGUCAUUCAGUUGGCGUUGAUGAGGCAAGCGCGUGGCGAGCCGGCGCAGAGGAUCGAGCAAGGCCUGGGUAUCAAGAAGGGGAGGUUGAGCCUGCUCAGUCCUGGCACGGUGGGCGCCGUGCAGACGGACAACUGA
Messenger RNA from Ascochyta rabiei, 636 nucleotides. Its product is annotated as 3-deoxy-7-phosphoheptulonate synthase. NCBI's taxonomy places the organism in Eukaryota, Fungi, Ascomycota, Dothideomycetes, Pleosporales, Didymellaceae. The transcript has 2 exons. The record is from RefSeq and is a predicted model, not a curated record. Bases 1 to 636 code for a protein of 211 amino acids.